Messenger RNA from Leptidea sinapis, 3096 nucleotides. RefSeq lists its product as uncharacterized. Bases 212 to 2284 code for a protein of 690 amino acids. The transcript has 16 exons. The record is from RefSeq and is a predicted model, not a curated record. NCBI's taxonomy places the organism in Eukaryota, Metazoa, Arthropoda, Insecta, Lepidoptera, Pieridae. Gene Ontology annotation, cellular component: transcription elongation factor complex.
CUAUUAUUUUUUAAAUAGUAAAAUCUGAGAGACGAGACGAAAAUAGUUAUACCUAAUUAAUUUAUACAUAAGUGUUGAUAGUGAUAGUAAACUAUUAUUGUUGGUAAUUGGGAUGCUUUAGUUUCUAAAUUGAAGUAAAGGGCAAAAUUAUUACCGGUACAUCAUAACAAGAUUUAGAGCAAAAUUUUCAGUUUAUUGUUUGUUAUACAAUAUGGAAUUGGUUUGGCGUGACCCUGGCUCCGACGAAUGUUUCUUAACUGCAGUAGAUUUGGAUAAUUGUGUAACAGAAAAAAUAUUAAGGAACACUUUCCGAAAUCCACUGAUAUCAAGUAGUGAUGAAGAUGAAACAAAUGUCGUAGAUUGGAAUCAAGUAUUUAACAGGAAAAAGAAGGACAGAUGCCAAAGAUCACACAUUCCAGGACAAAGACAGCUGCCUCCAUAUCCUAGGGUGUCCUCCCUCACCCCUCAGCAACAUUUUCAGUGUUUAAAAGUAAUCAGUGCCAAUAACCCAUUUGUAGAACCAAGCGAUUAUAUGCCAAUGCCAACCAAACUGGACUAUAAAGUUUUUGAGGAUGUUAAACUAGAAUAUGAAAAAGAGCAAAAAGAGUUCAUAGAUUGGGCUAAAACACUGUGGUUAACAAAUCAUUGCAUUCGAGCUCUUCGACCGAAGGCACCUGUAGAGACUACAUAUAAUGCAAGAUUCAAAAUGAAAGCUCAUGAGCUGAAAUGCUACCCCAAAAGAUAUCAACUAGCAGCUCAGAUACCAUUGCUGAGUUAUAACAAUCACAAGUAUUCAUUCACACAUUGCGAAGACUUAGUAAUGGUGGACUACAAAGAACUACCACAGAUGUGUAGCAACCAGAUAAAAACUAAAAUAUGUGUAGUGCGACCAAUCAAUGUACCAGAACCAUGCAAUGAACAUCCAUGUAGAUUUAUACUGCCAAUGGAAGAUACAGUGACCGUGCUGCCAAAGACAGAAGUGGAGCGUGAGUUGGCGCAGUACGCUUUCGACCACGGGGCUCGAUGCAUCGCCAGCGAGAGUGCCCUGAAGUGUCUGUUGGAGUUGGAUCAGAACUGGUAUAUAACAGUUGCUGUGUGUCAAGUUAUUGGUCCAGAUGGCGACAAAUCGAACGUGAUAGUGUUGGGCAGCGAAUUCUCCAUAAAGAAGGAAAAUGUGCUGCGCAGAAGUUACAAAGCAUUCAGACAUCUGUUGGAGGAACACCUAGUGCCUGUAUCGGAGAAGGCGAAAAUAUUGUGCAGAACAUCACAGAAACAUAAUGGUAAUGUGACAAAAGAAAUUCCUGCUCCGUCAGACCACGAGGGGGAUAUGUCUAGCGAUGAUGAGGACAAUCUCUGUAUUGAUCUAGGUGAAACAGAGGAAAGCGAUUGUAAUGUGUCACAAGAAAAGAUUGACACUAGACUGACGAAGCCCGCCACUUUGAAUGAGAGUGUCUCUAAAAAAAAUGCCAGUCUCCAUAACGAUACUAGUUUAAAUACAAGUGGGCUUGGACAAUACACGUGUACAUGUAAAGACACGACGCUCGAGCGGCCGUCUCCGCGCUCCUUCCGCCGCUGGCGUGUGAGUGACGUCACCAACAACGACUCCAUACACAUGAUCGUACACGCGCCGCAUAAACUACGGGGUGACUCGGGUGAAGUGAUCCUCGAGCCGAUACCUGAAUACCAGUUAGAGCUGGGAGGGGUCGCCAUGUCUGUUGAGCGGCAGAGGAGUCUAGCACUCAGCUUGCUUCUGAGGAAGAACGCUACCGCUAUUAAAGUGCGGCUGGACGCUUCCAGCGGCGAGAUAGUGACGAUGGAGCCGGCUGCGGAUGCGGGCGCCGACCUCGCGGACCACGUGGGCCGCCCUCUACACACCACCACGGAGCAGCUGCAGGGGCUGGUGCCUGGCCGGUACCUGCUGCGGCACCACAUCUCUCACGGUUCCAACGCUCUCCUGUACGCUCCGGCCAAGAGGGCCGGUAGUGACAGCCUGGACCUCCAGUUCGAGCUGGACUCCCUGGAGCAACCCGACGAGGCCGCCUGCCUCAAGAUGGCGCCGCCUCUCUCCACUGCCCUGCUUCCGAUACACAAGCUUCGUAAGGUGUUGCCCUGCGCGUUCACUCCGUUCGCCGACCAACUGCAGCGCCUCGGGGGGCGGGGCGCCACAGGGGCUGGCGCUCGCAACAAGACGCCCCCGCAGGCGAUAAAGUGCGAGGCCGGCAGAGGCGGGAAGAGAAGAAAAAAUCGUCAAAGGCGUUCAGGUACAAUGUACUCUAGAAAAUAAGGACAAAGGGCAGUCCAUGACCUAGUCGCAGACACAAUGGCCCCGCAAGCGGAAGAAUAAGAAGAAAAAAUGAGUUCACAAUGUUUUAUUUUUGUUGCGAGAUUUAUCUUUGGAAUUAAUAAUACUUUGUAAUUAAUUGGUAUGUGUCCUUUAAAGCCUUACAAUAAAUAACAUUGUAGUUAGCUUGUGCCGAGUCAGAUUUAUCUCCAUUUAUUAGAUGUGGAUAAGGAGACUUGUCAAACAAAAACUAGUACCUAGUAACACAAACUUGUGUCAGCUGAUUUACCUUUACUUUGAGUUCGAGAAUAGUGUAUUGUAGAACAAAGUAUUGUUUUAUAUUCUGUGAUUAUGAGCUAAUUAGAAUAAGGUUUAUUUUUAUAUAAAUUCCAAACCACCAUGACAUAGAAAUAACUGAUUGAAUCAGUCACAAUCAACCACACUCAAAGUACGUAAGUUUAUAUUAUAUAAAUCGAGUGUCCUGAUGUUUAUCGAGUGCAGUUUAGUCCAACUUGAGAGAUAGGAUAGAUUUUUAUUUCCAAUAUUUGAUUUGUAUGAAAAUAUUUUCUACAAGAGAAUUUAUUGACGCACUGUUUGACAGUUCUGCUGUGAAACAAUUUCAUUAUGACAUAUUAUUAAAAAUUGUAUUUUAUUUAUUAUCUACAGAACGUCUGUCGGGUUAGGUUAUAUAAAUAAUAAUAUGUAUAAAAAUCUUGACUGUAUGUACUAUUAAUGUGAUAAGGAAUGUUAAAUAAAACGUUAUUGUUGUAAUAUAUAGCUUUAUAUAUUUCAAUAAACAUUUUAAAUAAAUUAAA